Mesocricetus auratus (golden hamster) is the source of this 1048-nucleotide messenger RNA. RefSeq names its product TGFB induced factor homeobox 2 like X-linked (gene Tgif2lx). Lineage: Eukaryota; Metazoa; Chordata; Mammalia; Rodentia; Cricetidae. The transcript has a single exon. Gene Ontology annotation, molecular function: DNA-binding transcription factor activity, RNA polymerase II-specific; RNA polymerase II cis-regulatory region sequence-specific DNA binding. The record is from RefSeq and is a predicted model, not a curated record. Bases 100 to 774 code for a protein of 224 amino acids. Gene Ontology annotation, biological process: regulation of transcription by RNA polymerase II.
UGAGAAUUCAGUUCAGAAGUCUGUGAAGGCUUUCCCUGGCUCCCUUAGUCCUACUUUAGCUAUCCGGUUUCCAAGACACUGAACACAGCUUUCAAAAGUAUGGCGGAGGCUAAAGGUAGUACAGAGGAGACGCAAGACCUUAAUGACAAAGGUAACUGGAUGAGGGAAAGACUUGCCAGGAGCUGUAAGAUCAACUUUGAUCACGGCCGGAAGCCUCGGAAAGGAUACCCGCUGCCACCUGAAUCUUUGAAAAUCCUCCGUGUCUGGCUUUAUAAGCACCGGUUUAAUGCUUACCCUACAGAAGAAGAGAAGCAAAUGCUGUCCAAGAAGACCAAUUUAUCUUACCGUCAGAUCUCCAACUGGUUUACAAAUGCCCGUAGACGCCUUCUCCCAGUAAUUCUUCAACAAGAUUCAUACAAAAUGAGCUAUGAAGACCAGGAUGCAGAAGUCGCCAAGAAGCAGCAAGCCACUCCAUCCCAGGAGGUUAAGGCACAGCCUAAUGGGCAAGCUAAUAUGCAGAAUCUGCUCCUGCCAAUAUACCAAAACUUUCAAGAGAAGCUACUAUAUCCAGAGUCUUAUCCAAGACAGAAGGACAUACCUGAAGCCCAUUCAGAGGAAAGACACAAGAUUUCCAUCAGUGUGCCUUUGUCUUCUCCACAAUCUAUGUGGGCAGAGCAAACACCGGAUUUCAGCAGCUUCUACAUGCUGGUUGAUGUUGCUGUACAGAAGGCCGCAGAACUGGAAGAGCAGAAGAAACAAAAUCCCAAUCUGUAAUCUCCAUCCACACCCCACUCACCAGUUUGCAUAGUCAGUCCAUUGUACUCCAUUAUACUCAAUCCAAUUUAACUCGCAAUUCCAUCUUUUAACGCCAUCAUUUUCCCCAGUUUUAAGAAACCUUUUCCUUUAUCGCAUCUCAAUUUGUCUGGAUAUGUCAAUGUUUUGUGAAGCAGGUCACCAGCUACGAUUAUCAACUUUAAAAACUUUCUAAAUUUUUUCUCUUCCCCUGGGCUUAAGUUCUAUAUACCUGUUAAUAAACAUCAUGCAAGUU